AUGUCCACCGUUCUGAUAGCCCUGAUUCUGUCCGAUCUGUCAGCCCGCCUCGCAGCCCGUCGAGCUCGACAAAUGGACGUCCGACUAUCUGCUGCCGCCGCUAAGGGAGUCUCUGUCCAAGAAGAAACGGAUCAGAGGUCCCAUUUGAUGAUUCUAUCUGUUACCCUAGAAUUGGGAAGCAAGACGCUCCCGACUUACUCCAUGACCGAUACCGGAGCCGAAGGAAAAGGCUUCGUAGACCAGAGCUGGGCCGCGAGCCACGAGCUACCCCUGAAGAAACUAAAGAAACCAUUCGGAUUAGAAGUGUUCGAUGGAAGAGACGCCGAGAGUGGAAUAAUCACCCAUUAUAUCGAGACCCGACUAAGAACUGAAGACCAUUGCGAAAAGAUCAAGCUCUUCAUGACCCAACUGGCCCAUUACCCCGUUAUUCUAGGAAUGCCCUGGCUAAAGAAGCACGACCCGAAGAUUGGAUUUGCGAGCCAUACCUUCACUUUUGACAGCGAAUACUGCCGGAAACACUGCAAUACUCCCGCCCGCCCGACAAAGAUCCGAGCAUUGCAUGACGUCCCUGCCAAGGCCCAACCGCAUAACUUGCCUCCCUGA
Molecule: messenger RNA, 603 nt
Organism: Anthostomella pinea
Lineage: Eukaryota; Fungi; Ascomycota; Sordariomycetes; Xylariales; Xylariaceae
Source: the annotation of a GenBank genome assembly